Molecule: messenger RNA, 618 nt
Organism: Aureococcus anophagefferens
Lineage: Eukaryota; Pelagophyceae; Pelagomonadales; Pelagomonadaceae
Exons: 1
Coding region: 1-618 (205 amino acids)
Biological process (GO): small GTPase-mediated signal transduction
Molecular function (GO): GTPase activity; GTP binding
Source: RefSeq, a predicted model, not a curated record
AUGCCCGCGCCGCUGAAGAUCGUCAUCGUCGGCGACGGCGCCGUCGGCAAGACCUGCCUGCUGAAGAGAUUCACCGAGGGCCGAUUUCCUGAGACCUACGUGCCGACGGUCUUCGACAAUGCGGAGGCGGCCCUCACGCUCGACGACGGCCGCGACUGCCUCGUGUCGCUCUGGGACACGGCCGGCCAGGAGGACUACGCGCACCUGCGCAGGAUGAGCUUCCCGAACGUCCACGCGUUCGUCGUCCCCUUCUCGUCGACGCGCGCGUCGAGCUUCGACAACGUCGUCCGCACGUGGCUGCCCGAGUGCGCCGAGGCCGACGCGACCGCGCCCGUCAUCCUCGCCCGGACGAAGAUCGACCUGCCGUCGCGCGUCGACCACGCCAUGGGCGCGGCGCUCGCGCGCGAGGUCGGCGUCGGCUACGUCUCGACGUCCGCGCUCACGGGCGAGGGCGUCCGCGAGCUUUUUCACGCGGCGGCGCGCGCGGCCCUGGACCAGCGCGAGCGCGCCGCGGCGCGCCUCGCGAAGCGCACGCGCUUGCGACGGGCGCUCUCCUACCUCGGGCUCUUGAAACUGCCCGGGGCGCCGCGGUCCCCCCUCGCGGCGGGGAGGCUAUGA